AAGCAGAAUCUCAGUACGGAUUAAUACAGAAUACGGAAGACACCCCUUGUUAACCAUCCAACUUCAGCCAGGCAGUCGGCCAACCAUCUUCAAAAGCCUCUUGCGAGCCUCCGGCUCUUCAUCGCCAUGUCAGACACGAUCCCCAUCACAGUCGAUUUCGCCGGAGGUCUUGAGAAGCUGUUUGGCGACCAGCGGCGGCACUCCGUCUCGCUCCCGGCCCGCGACAGCAACGGCCGCCCAGCCAACGUCGCCUUCCUCGCCGACUAUCUCUGCAAGAACCUGAUGACAGAUCCGCGGACUGACCAGCUCCUCGAGGAUAAGCACAUCCGCCCGGGCAUCCUGGUCCUCAUCAACGACGCCGACUGGGAGCUCGAAGGGGAAGAGGCGUAUGAGAUUCAGCCGAACGACAACAUCCUGUUUGUCACGACUCUUCAUGGUGGCUGAUCAGCUCUCCUCCCCUUCCUCGCCCCCCGGGAAAGCAGGGUGCGAAGUACGCCCCCUCGUGCAACGGGUCCUUCCGUCUCCAACUGACUCACUAUCCGUAAAUCAAAUUCAUGCCUAUCCUUGACCGCGAUCGUUUCCUCUCCCGCUGGCG
Molecule: messenger RNA, 595 nt
Organism: Thermothielavioides terrestris NRRL 8126
Lineage: Eukaryota; Fungi; Ascomycota; Sordariomycetes; Sordariales; Chaetomiaceae
Exons: 3
Coding region: 127-444 (105 amino acids)
Biological process (GO): tRNA thio-modification; protein urmylation
Cellular component (GO): cytoplasm; nucleus
Molecular function (GO): protein tag activity
Source: RefSeq, a predicted model, not a curated record